Molecule: messenger RNA, 2225 nt
Organism: Momordica charantia (bitter melon)
Lineage: Eukaryota; Viridiplantae; Streptophyta; Magnoliopsida; Cucurbitales; Cucurbitaceae
Gene: ITN1
Product: Ankyrin repeat family protein
Cellular component (GO): plasma membrane
Molecular function (GO): protein binding
Source: RefSeq, a predicted model, not a curated record
GAAAUGAGUAGUACGACGAAGAACAGUGGAGUUGGAAGAAAAUAAACAUUUUAUUUAAUUUUAUCAAAAAAAUAAACGGAAAUGUUUUCUUUUUCCUUCGGCUUAAUUUCCAUGCGCUUUCCUCUGGUCUCCUUUUUUCCUCGCCGAUUGUUUUUUUCUGAUUUCUUUUUUCCCUAUUUUAUCAGAAGCCAUAUCUCGAUUCUCUACUAGCUUCGCAGCCACAAUCUGAGCUCUCUCAUCGGCUAUUAAAGCUUUGGAAGAAGCUGAUCUGCUAGGUUUUUGUCGCUUCUCAUCCAAAGAUGGGUAGUUCUUCAGCUCAAGUGGCGGUGGAUGUCGAUGGAGGUUUAGAGAAGGGGAUUUUGACUGUAGCAUCGAAUCAAAACCCUUUGGCUGAGCCCUCGCCGACGCCGUCUCCGUCGUCAACUGCGACGGCUCCGGCUCUUGUCCUGUCCAAUUCAGGGAAGCGGAUGGACCAAGCGGGGAAGAAGAAGUACGUGAAGCAAGUAACCGGACGGCACAACGACACCGAGCUUCAUCUGGCGGCGCAGCGGGGAGAUCUGGCCGCCGUGAAACAGAUUCUCGAUGAUAUAGAUUCACAGAUGGUGCGGAACCUCAGUGGCGCCGACUUCGAUGCGGAGGUUGCGGAGGUUCGAUCGUUAGUAGUGAACGAGGUCAACGAAUUGGGGGAGACGGCUCUGUUCACUGCCGCAGAAAGAGGGCACAUAGAGGUCGUCAAGGAGCUGUUGAAGUAUUCCAAUAAGGAGACUCUCACAACGAAGAACAGGUCUGCUUUCGAUCCGCUGCAUAUUGCUGCAAGUCAAGGACACCAUGAAAUUGUCCGGGUGCUUCUUGAUCAUGAACCUUCACUGAGCAAAACGAUUGGACAAUCGAAUGCCACUCCACUCAUAACUGCUGCAGCACGGGGCCAUACAGCCGUAGUAGAGGAAUUGCUUAACAAAGAUCGCAGUCUGCUAGAGAUUUGUAGAUCUAACGGUAAAAACGCACUGCAUUUUGCUGUGCGCCCAGGACAUACUGAAAUUGUAAAACUAUUACUCAGCAAAGAUCCACAGUUAGCACGAAGAAAUGACAAGAAGGGCCAAACUGCACUGCACAUGGCUGUCAAAGGGCAGAGCCGUGAUGUGGUGAAGUUGCUUCUUGACGCAGAUGCUGCCAUUGUAAUGCUUCCUGAUAAAUUUGGUAACACUGCACUGCACGUUGCCACAAGGAAGAAGCGUGUGGAGAUAGUGCAGGAGCUUCUGCUCCUUCCAGAUACCAAUGUGAAUGCACUAACCAGAGACCACAAAACUGCUCUUGACAUAGCUGAGGACCUUCCUCUCUCAGAAGAAUCAUCAGAAAUCAAGGACUGUCUUUCUCGUUACGGAGCUGUCAGAGCCAACGAACUGAACCAACCGAGAGAUGAAUUGCGGAACACGGUGACCCAAAUUAAGAAAGAUGUCCAUACCCAACUCGAACAAACCAGAAAAACAAACAAAAAUGUACAUAAUAUCUCUAAAGAGCUCAGAAAGCUGCACAGGGAAGGAAUCAACAACGCAACCAAUUCAGUCACGGUGGUGGCUGUGCUCUUCGCAACGGUUGCUUUUGCAGCCAUCUUUACCGUGCCCGGUGGCGACAACGACGACGGAACAGCCGUUGUGGUGGGCUCUGGUUCUUUCAAAAUCUUCUUCAUCUUCAACGCAAUUGCCUUGUUUACGUCGUUGGCAGUCGUGGUGGUGCAGAUUACAUUGGUCAGAGGUGAGACGAAGGCGGAAAGACGAGUCGUGGAGAUCAUAAACAAACUCAUGUGGCUGGCUUCUGUUUGUACUUCGGUCGCAUUCAUGGCAUCGUCCUACAUCGUGGUUGGCCGCAAAUAUCAAUGGGCUGCAAUAUUGAUUACCGUAGUUGGAGGUGUGAUAAUGGCGGGUGUUCUUGGCACCAUGACUUACUAUGUUGUGAAAUCUAAGAGAACUCGAUCCAUCAGGAAGAAAGAAAAGAGUGCGAGGAGGAGCGGCUCCAACUCAUGGCAUCACUCUGACUACUCAAAUUCAGAAGUUGAUCGAAUUUACGCUCUUUAGAAUUAGACAAGACUUGCAAAUUUUCAAGUUAUUUGGUGUUGACUGUUGAGCAAAUGUUUGUAUGUAUGUGUAUGCGUACAAAGUCAAUUCUCUCUUUCAAUAAGUUUGAUAACUUAUUGAAACCAAUUUACAUGAAGGAUGCAAGUAAAUCAA